UGAAGAUGUUGUUUGAGAAGGACAGAUCAUUUGACUUUCCGAUAUGGCCGCGAGUCCCCCAUCAUUCCACCCCCAAAUUUGAUUAAUAAUAAUUCUCAAACAACAAUUCUUUGAUUUGAUUUGAUUUGUGUAGCAAAUUCUCGAAAACAAACAGAAAGAAAGAAAGAUGGUGGAUGAUGAUCAAUUCAAUGGAGGAACUUGAUCGGAUAAAAGAGACGAAGAAGAGAUCGGGGAAGAUGGGGAUUAUUCCGUACGCCGCCAGACUCCGUUUCCGGUCACGGUUUCGAUCCUCAAUUGACUCCUACUGCUUCGCUCAUGAGGCCUUCUCCGAUCAAGAAGCUGACUUCGCUGACAAAGAUCCCACCGGCCGCUACAUUAGGUAUCAUGAUGUCCUGGGGAGAGGCGCUUUCAAGACUGUGUAUAAGGCGUUUGAUGAAGUAGAUGGAAUUGAGGUAGCUUGGAACCUGGUCAGCAUCGAAGACGUUAUGCAGAUGCCUGGUCAGCUUGAAAGGCUCUAUUCCGAGGUUCACCUCCUCAAAGCUCUUAAACACGAAAACAUCAUCAAACUCUUCAACUCUUGGGUCGACGAGAAGAACAAGACUAUUAACAUGAUCACCGAGCUUUUCACCUCUGGUAGUCUCAGGCUGUACCGUAAGAAGCAUAGGAAGGUUGAUCCCAAGGCCAUCAAGAACUGGGCAAGGCAGAUUCUUAAAGGCUUGACCUAUUUGCAUUCUCAGAAGCCUCCUGUUAUCCACCGGGAUCUCAAGUGUGACAAUAUAUUCGUCAAUGGAAACACUGGUGAGAUCAAAAUUGGUGAUCUCGGCCUUGCAACUGUGCUCCAGCAACCCACUGCUCGAAGCGUCAUUGGUACUCCCGAGUUUAUGGCCCCUGAGCUGUAUGAGGAGGAAUACACUGAGCUUGUCGACAUCUACUCUUUCGGCAUGUGUAUGUUGGAGAUGGUUACCUGCGAAUAUCCCUACAACGAGUGCAGAAACCAGGCUCAGAUUUACAAGAAGGUCACCUCGGGUAUAAAGCCUCAAUCUCUCAGCAGAGUUGAUGAUCCUCUAGUUAGGCAAUUCAUAGAGAAAUGUCUUCUUCCCGCCUCUUCUAGACCAAAGGCUCUCGAGCUCUCCAUGGACCCCUUCCUCGCCAGAGAUGGAAGCAAGGACUCUGCUUCUCUUCUUGCUUCAACAAGCACUGCUUCUAAACCACCACAUCCUGAACAUCUUCCCAUGGAUGUGGAUCAUCAUCAUAACGAGAAUAAAAGUGUCUCAGUCUCCUCCUCUCGGAAAAGCAACAACGAAGAAUCGUACCCCUGGUGCCAGACCAUUGAACUUCAGAGGUUUGCAGAGGAUAAAGAGUUCAGGUUGAGAGGAGAGAGGAGCGAUGAUGCCACGGCGUCAAUGCUUCUGCGUAUCGGUGAUUCAUCUGGCAAAGGAAGAAUCGUACACUUUGCAUUCUAUCUGAAUUCAGACACAGCAACAGCAAUCGCUGAGGAAAUGGUUGAGGAGCUGCACCUAACUAGCCAAGAGGUUAUAGUGAUAGCUGAUAUGAUCAAUGACUUGAUAAUGCAACUUCACUCUGAGCGGUCCUCCUCUUCGCAUCCAAAUCAAACCUCUCCACAUCUAGCCGUCCCUGAGGAUCAUGAAGCAGCAAAUCAGCUAACUGCGAACUCGAAAGAUGAAGAAUCAAUGAAGUCUGGCAUAUCAACAGACUAUUACUUGCCCUUCUCCUCAAACGGAAGUGCUGGCCAGGAGGCAGAGUCCAUGAGCUCGUUUCUUGAUUCUUGCUCAAUGAUGUCAACCCUUUACAUUUCAGACAACGAGUAUCCAGAAGAUCUCAAGACAGAACUGAACAUGAUCGAGUCACAAUAUAACCAGUCCGUCCAAGAUCUGCUGAAACUCAAGGAAGAUGCUGUUGAGAACGCAAAGAGAAAAUGGAUUGUAAAAAAGCAAAAAGGUUUGUGAUCAUCAAAGCCCUGAUUCUGGCACUUAUUCUUGGGGCCAUGAAUGGUGUGAUGAUAUAUUUACAAUUGGUGUUUGGAUAUUUUGAUUUGAUGUAUUUUGUACUUAGCAAACAUGGAAUAGUGUUAUUCGACUUCUAUUA
Messenger RNA from Brassica napus (rape), 2106 nucleotides. RefSeq names its product serine/threonine-protein kinase WNK8. Gene Ontology annotation, molecular function: protein serine/threonine kinase activity; ATP binding. The coding region runs from base 174 to 1967 and encodes 597 amino acids. Gene Ontology annotation, biological process: protein phosphorylation; intracellular signal transduction. Gene Ontology annotation, cellular component: cytoplasm. NCBI's taxonomy places the organism in Eukaryota, Viridiplantae, Streptophyta, Magnoliopsida, Brassicales, Brassicaceae. The record is from RefSeq and is a predicted model, not a curated record. The transcript has 7 exons.